Molecule: messenger RNA, 4819 nt
Organism: Varanus komodoensis (Komodo dragon)
Lineage: Eukaryota; Metazoa; Chordata; Lepidosauria; Squamata; Varanidae
Gene: RTEL1
Product: regulator of telomere elongation helicase 1
Exons: 36
Coding region: 99-3962 (1287 amino acids)
Biological process (GO): negative regulation of t-circle formation; negative regulation of DNA recombination; regulation of double-strand break repair via homologous recombination
Cellular component (GO): nucleus
Molecular function (GO): ATP binding; hydrolase activity, acting on acid anhydrides, in phosphorus-containing anhydrides; DNA polymerase binding
Source: RefSeq, a predicted model, not a curated record
AGAGGGGGGCGUCACGUGGCGGAGCGCGCGGGGACGUGGAAUGGCGCUGGCGCUGGCGCUGGCGCUGAGGCUAUGAGAUUCGGACAUUCUGAUGAAACAUGCCGAAAAUAAAAUUAAAUGGCAUCACUGUGGAUUUUCCAUUUCAACCCUACAAAUGCCAGGAAGCAUACAUGUCCAAAGUGCUGGAGUGUCUGCAAAAGCAGGUGAAUGGGAUUUUGGAGAGCCCCACUGGCACUGGGAAGACAUUAUGCCUCCUUUGUUCGACCCUGGCUUGGCAGGAGCACUUCCGAGAUGCAGUCUCUGCACAGAAGAUAGCCCAGCAACUAAACGGAGCAGAACUCUUUCCUGACCAACCGCUGUCCUCCUGGGGGAGUGUUGUUCAAGGUGCUCCCAUCCCAGCUUAUUACACUGACGUUCCCAAAAUAAUUUAUGCCUCCAGAACUCAUUCCCAGCUUACUCAGGCCAUUGGUGAAUUAAAGAAUACAAUUUACAGGCCAAAAGUGUGCGUUUUGGGUUCCAGAGAGCAGCUUUGCAUCAAUCCUGAGGUUAAACGACAGGAAAGUAAUCAUAUGCAGAUCCACAUGUGUCGAAUGAAGGUAUCAAAUCGCAUGUGCCAUUUCUAUAACAAUGUGGAAGAGAAGAGCACUGAGAAAGACCUGAUCAACCCCAUAAUGGAUAUUGAAGAUCUUGUGAAAAAUGGAAACAAGCACAGAGUUUGCCCCUAUUACCUUUCCCGGAAUCUGAAGCAACAGGCAGACAUCAUUUUUAUGCCUUAUAACUAUUUACUGGACUCAAAGAGUCGAAGAGCACACAACCUGGACUUGAAGGAGACUGUGGUCAUACUUGAUGAAGCUCACAACGUGGAGAGGCUGUGUGAGGACCUGGCAUCGUUUGACUUGACUCCCUAUGACAUUGCUUCAUCUAUAGAUGCCAUUAACAUGGUGUUGGAAGAACAAGCCCAACAAGUUCAGCGGAAUGAAAUCAACCCUGAAUUCAGUAUGGAUCCCAGCAACUCAGGACUAAACAUGGAGCUUGAAGAAAUAGCAAAGAUAAAGCAGAUUCUUCUUCAGCUGGAAAACACUAUCGAUGCCAUAGAGCUACCAGCAGGCGGCAGUGGCCUCACUAAGGAUGGAAGCUACAUAUUUGAGCUGUUUGCAAGUGCCCAGAUCACAUUCCAAACCCAGAGGUGUCUCCUUGAGUCAUUGGAACAAAUAACGCAGUAUUUAGCGGCAGUCCGUAGUGGGAUUUUCGUCAACACGGCUGGAUUGCAUAAAUUGGUAGACAUAAUCCAGACUGUUUUUAACUUUGAUUCAUCAGGAGGAACAUCUAACUCCACACCAUACUGCUCAGCAUCUAAGCAUUAUAAGGUCCACAUCCACCCAGAUGUAAAUAAUCAAAAAAGGAAGCAGAGAACAGACCUGUGGAAUUCAUCAGUUACGAAAAAACAAGGAAAGGUCUUGAGUUACUGGUGCUUCAGUCCUGGAUACAGCAUGCACGAGCUGGUCCGCCAAGGUGUCCGUACCAUCAUUCUGACUAGUGGGACCCUCUCCCCUAUCUCCUCUUUUACCAUGGAAAUGCAGAUACCAUUUCCAGUUUGCUUGGAAAAUCCACAUGUUAUCGAAAAACACCAGAUUUGGGGUGGGAUAAUCCCUAAAGGACCUGAUGGAGGUAUGCUGAGCUCCACCUAUGAAAAAAGGUUUUCAGAGGAAUGUUUGUCUUCACUUGGGAAAACUAUAGGAAAUCUUGUUCGGAUCAUACCACAUGGGUUGCUUGUAUUCUUUCCUUCAUAUCCUGUCAUGGAUAAAAGCCUGGAAUUUUGGAGAGAACACGAUUUUGUGAAAAAAAUAGAAGCAGUGAAGCCAGUUUUUGUAGAACCAAGAAACAAAGGGGCUUUCUCAGAGGUCAUAGAUGCAUAUUACAAGAAGAUUGCCUGUCCUGAAUCAAAUGGUGCUGUAUUUUUUGCUGUGUGCCGGGGAAAGGCCAGUGAAGGUUUGGAUUUCGCUGAUAGAAAUGGGCGGGCCGUCAUCAUCACAGGCCUCCCAUUCCCCCCUCGCCUGGACCCCAGGAUCAUCCUAAAGAUGCAAUUCUUGGAUGAGAUGAGAGCAAAAAGUGUCGGUGGGCAGUAUCUGUCCGGGAAUAACUGGUACAGGCAGCAGGCGUCUCGCGCAGUAAACCAGGCCAUUGGCAGAGUCAUCCGGCAUCGGCUAGAUUAUGGCGCCAUCUUCCUCUGUGACCACAGGUUUGUGAGUACAGAUUUAAGAGCCCAGCUGUCUUCCUGGGUCCAACCUUAUAUCAAAGUUUAUGAAAAAUUUGGGCAUGUGAUCAGAGAGGUGUCUCAUUUCUUCCGUACGGCACAACAAAGCGUGCCGGUUCCGAUGCCUCCCUUUCCUUCUUGCGCUGCUGUGGAAGAGGACAGAGAUACUUCAUCUUCUGCUUCGCAGGAGCAAUUGCUUUCUGGAAGAAAAGCCAGCUGCUUAGAUAACCACAUGCCCAGUUUGAAAAGGAAGAGGACGGAGAACGGAACAGCCAGCCUAUGUGUAGAGUAUGAUCAGGGUCCGACCUCCUCAAGAAGGCAGCCUGUGGGCCUCCUGGAUGCCUUGGAGCUCAACGAGAGGAAGUCUGGGGAGGCAGAUGAGGAAGACGGCUUGCCCGGAGAAGAGACGGCAAAGCGUUUAUCAACUUUAUCCCUCCAGUAUGAGAAAAGACUUCUGGAUGAACAGAAAGGAAACAAGAAGAAGCUCAAGAUAAUUACCCAUCUGCAAGUACCUGAUCCCUCAGAGCCCAAGAAAGCCAGGGCAGCGUCCUUCAUUGCUGUAGUGAAGCAGUCCCUGAGCCAGCUGAACUUUGACACCUUCUCAAGGGCUCUCCAGCAGUACAAGAAUACAAACGACUUCGACGCUAUGUUAUCACAGAUGAGCGCACUCUUUUUGGAAGACCAGAAGAAGCACGUUCUGCUGCGAGAGUUUUACCAGUUUGUUCGGCCGCAGCACAAAAAGCAGUUUGAUGAAGCUUGCUGCAGCUUGACUGGAGUGGGCUGUGGCUACAAGCCUGAGCACAGUCUUCUGCAGGAGGAGAGGCUACUGCUAGCAAAGAGAGCAGGAAAGCAAUGUGAGAAGACAGUCAAGACUUCAUCUGUCCAGCUUGACUCCGAGCAGCAUUUGAACAGAGGAGGAUCAUACCUGAUGUCUGAGUCAGGUGCCACAGGAGGAAGCUGUGCCGCCGAGUCCGAUGAGCCCUCCAGGAAACCCCCCAGCUCUCUAAAGGAGACUCAGAGUCAGAUAAUUCGGUCAGCCUACCUCAGUGACCUCAGGACAGCUCUGGACAAAAGCAGUUUUGACCAGUUCUUUUCCGCGCUGUCAGCCUACAAGAGGACAGAUGACUAUGAUGCCCUGGUGCCCGUGGUAGUGGCCCUCACCACCGAAAAGCCAGAACACCUUCAUUUGCUCCAAAGGUUCUCCAUGUUUGUGCGUCCCCAUCACAAGAACCAGUUCAAACGGAUGUGCAAAGAGCUGACUGGAAUGAAUUGCCCAUGUGAAAGCAAGGAGGUUUUCUUGCCAGCGCAGAAAGGGCUUGGAUUGGGAGGCCCUGUGGAAGAGAGUGGAAUUCAGGAUAAAGCUGCCAGCGCGAUCCCAGGCUUGUACGGGAGCAAGGAAGGGGAAAAGUUUCAAAGAACAGCCUCUCCUGCAAGUGACUCGGAAACACAGAAAACCGAGGGGGGUCCCAGCAGUUCUCGAGCCCCAACAAAUUCUGACAGCCUACCUAUCUCAGCCGUAGGUGGAGGAUUCCUGUGUGUAAAAUGCGAAUCUGACGGUGGUGUGCCUUUAAAGUGCCAGUUGUGUGCCUUCACGUGUUGCAAAGCAUGCUGGGAGAGUCUCCUAAAGGUUGCCAAGAAGUGUCCAAGAUGCCAAGCUGAUACCAAGAGAAGGCAUUUGGCUCUGUCGUACUGGCCUGAUCCCCAGUGAGAGACAUGGGACAUGGACAGUGCCUGCUGCGUAACCCCGGACAUACUUAGCCAGCCUGUGGGAAGGAAUCAAAGUCCACUUUUGCUCUAAUCAAACAUUUUCUAUUCCGGACUGCUUUGCCUCUCUCUGUCGCCUUCCUCUUUGCUGAAGUUUGUCUGUCAUCAGAACUCCAGUGCACAGGGGAAGAUGAGAGAAAGCGGGACAGUCUUUUGGAUUACAAUUACCCAGCUAUUUUAAAGCACGUAACACUUUUCUAGUUUUCGGUCCCUUCAGGAUGACAGUUUAAACCAAAGGAUUACAAUUGGGUCCUUUUCAGUGACGCCAAGUCCUGCCGAUCCUGUUUAUCUUCAGCUUGUUCGAGAAUGUAUCAAAAGGGCUGCAUAAACAUGCCAGCUAUGUGAUUUGGCCUGGACAAACCUUCUUCUCUGCAUAGCUCUCACUCUUCGUGAUUUUGUCAGCAUUGUUCACGUGUUCAUCAUUCAGGAAUUAAUGUAAAGCCUUCAUGCAAUCGAAGCAGCUUGGCCUCCCAUGGGAUGCUUGUAGAAGCGAUGCUGUCAGUUUGUGGGUAGCAAAGAACAACUGAAUUGGUUGCACAAGCUGAGGAGGUCAGGGCUGGCUGCUUCUAGAACAAGAGUUUUUAAAAAAUCAGAUGCAAAACUCCAAAGAAAGUUGAUCAUGUGCUCCUGGAAGGUAGCGUGUGCUCUUGUUUGGCUGAAUGUCGUCUUGAGCCGUCCUGUGUUCAUCCAGGCCUCUAGUCAUCUGUACUUUUUUUUACUGAAGUAAGAAAUUGUGUCAGUGUCCAAAAGUGGAUACUAUGUGGUCUUGAAACUAUUAAAAAUAAAAUCUGUUUGAAUUUG